AUGGACUCGGACGCCAGCCUGGUGUCCAGUCGCCCGUCGUCCCCGGAACCCGAUGACCUGUUCCUGCCCGCCCGGAGCAAAGGCGGCGGCGGCUUCACGGGGGGCACGGUGUCGUCGUCCACGCCGAGCGACGGCCCGCCGGAGCUGAGCGCCGCGGAGCUGCGCGGGGCCGGGGGCGCGGCGGGCGCGCACGGGGGCGACAAGCUGGGCGGCGGCGGCGGCGGCGGGUUCAAGUCCUCGUCGUCGAGCAGCAGCAGCAGCAGCAGCAGCAGCACGUCGUCGUCGUCCACGUCGGCGGCGGCCGCUUCGUCCACCAAGAAAGACAAGAAGCAGAUGACGGAGCCCGAGCUGCAGCAGCUGCGGCUGAAGAUCAACAGCCGCGAGCGCAAGCGCAUGCACGACCUCAACAUCGCCAUGGACGGGCUGCGCGAGGUCAUGCCGUACGCGCACGGCCCGUCGGUGCGCAAGCUCUCCAAGAUCGCCACGCUGCUGCUGGCGCGCAACUACAUCCUCAUGCUCACCAACUCGCUGGAGGAGAUGAAGCGGCUGGUGAGCGAGAUCUACGGCGGCCACCACGCCGGCUUCCACCCCUCGGCCUGCGGCGGCCUGGCCCACUCGGCGCCGCUGCCCGCCGCCACGGCGCACCCCGCCGCCGCCGCCGCCGCCGCGCACCACCCGGCCGUGCACCACCCCAUCCUCCCGCCCGCCGCCGCCGCGGCCGCCGCCGCCGCCGCCGCCGCCGUCUCCAGCGCCUCGCUGCCCGGCUCCGGCCUGUCGGCCGUCGGCUCCAUCCGGCCCCCGCACGGCCUGCUCAAGUCCCCCGCCGCCGCCGCCGCCGCCGCCGCCUCCGUGGCCGCCGCGCCUCUGGGCGCCGGGGGCGGGGGCGGGGGCGGGGGGGGCGGCGGCGGGGGCGGCGGCGGCUUCCAGCACUGGGGCGGCAUGCCGUGCCCGUGCAGCAUGUGCCAGGUGCCGCCGCCGCACCACCACGUGGCGGCCAUGGGCGCCGGCGGCCUGCCGCGCCUCACCUCCGACGCCAAGUGA
Messenger RNA from Perognathus longimembris pacificus (Pacific pocket mouse), 1041 nucleotides. It is a transcript of the gene Olig2, whose product is annotated as oligodendrocyte transcription factor 2. Bases 1 to 1041 code for a protein of 346 amino acids. The record is from RefSeq and is a predicted model, not a curated record. The transcript has a single exon. Gene Ontology annotation, molecular function: protein dimerization activity; DNA-binding transcription factor activity. NCBI's taxonomy places the organism in Eukaryota, Metazoa, Chordata, Mammalia, Rodentia, Heteromyidae. Gene Ontology annotation, biological process: myelination; oligodendrocyte differentiation; neuron differentiation.